AUGGGAGUCGUCUCUCAUGGGCAGAGUCGGACGUUCCGCAGUCGGAAAUCGGCCCCUUCGAGAGGCCGCGUCUCCUCAUGUCUGGGCACCCUGUACCAGCCCGACGAGGAGGGUAGGGCGGAGGAGGGCCGGCGUGGACGUGUACACGUACGGCGCGACGGGCAGAGCGAGAGCGCGCCCGGGGCGCUGCACCUGCUCGGCCUGAGGAAGCUGAAUCUGUGGACUGCGUUCGACGCUGACAUACCAUACUGCGUUGAUACUCACACCCGCCAAUUCGGCUGCGGACGCCAUGCUCGGGGCCCCGCCGCGCAUGUGCAGUUCGCGCUGGCCUACCUGCCAUUAGGUGCGGAGUGGAUGUUCAAGGACACGGACCGGCACGCGUACGACGGGUCCUCGGUGGAUCAUCGUAAGAAAUGGAGGAGGCGGUCGCGGCUCCUGUCAGGCCCGAUGGGUUCAUCGGCAGGAUUGGGACGGGAGGGCGAUUUAAGGGGAUAUUUUCUUGGGUUGAUCGUCGGUUGA
Molecule: messenger RNA, 519 nt
Organism: Gloeophyllum trabeum ATCC 11539
Lineage: Eukaryota; Fungi; Basidiomycota; Agaricomycetes; Gloeophyllales; Gloeophyllaceae
Exons: 3
Coding region: 1-519 (172 amino acids)
Source: RefSeq, a predicted model, not a curated record